Anoplophora glabripennis (Asian longhorned beetle) is the source of this 4871-nucleotide messenger RNA. RefSeq names its product nuclear pore complex protein Nup153. Gene Ontology annotation, molecular function: structural constituent of nuclear pore. Gene Ontology annotation, cellular component: nuclear pore. Bases 103 to 3732 code for a protein of 1209 amino acids. Lineage: Eukaryota; Metazoa; Arthropoda; Insecta; Coleoptera; Cerambycidae. The record is from RefSeq and is a predicted model, not a curated record. Gene Ontology annotation, biological process: protein import into nucleus; RNA export from nucleus. The transcript is spliced from 5 exons.
GCCAUAUUUAAUCCUCGUGUGGUGAAAGUAUCGUAGAAAAUGUGUUAUUUUAUAAGAAAAUAUUUAUAUUUGAAUGUAAGCUUUUAAUAGUUAAGUGCAAUCAUGGAAAAGGACCUUAACGACAGUGCAGUGCAUAAUACUUACUUGAGGGAAUCUGAUAGUGACAAGUCAUUUGUUGGAAAAGUUAAAUCUAUAAUAAGUAAUACCCCGUUAUCCAAAUGGUUUCGAAAACAAGAUGACAACAGGCCCGUUAUAAGGAGGCGUGAUGAGGUUUUCGAAGACGAAGACAUUUCCGAGAUACAGCCCCCCUCGAAGAAGGCAAAGUUACCUGCAGGGGACGGGGGAAAUCAACGUAAUAAUGUACUCUUCAAUGAAACUCGCAACCCUGCACCAAACAGUGUGUCAAACCAUAUAUUCAACAAAAUCCCCGAACCGGUGGCUGGUCCGUCUGGUCUGAAGUCCCACAAAUUACUUAGCGGCGCCACGACCGUCACAGCGAGUGGCACACGGGGCACAUUCAGUAGCAACGAGUUAUUAAACGGACAUUCCGAUAGUGAAGAAUCUACAAGUGGUUAUUCUUCCGUGGUGAGGAUCGGCAGCAAGGAACAAGUUUGUGGGAGCCAGGAGAGUUCCAAGCAGGCCUCACCCAUGCAAACCAGUCCGAGUAAUCCCAGGUCUCUGUUUCAUAAGUCAAAUGUAAGGUCGAAUAGGUCACUAUUUUCGGAAAGAAGCCCCAACAUGAACACUUCUUUGAGUUCGAGGAGACCUAAUUUCAACGCCUCCACUUUUGGUUCGCCAAAUUUCAUCGAUAAAACAAUCUCCACGAAAAGAAUUAUUAAUUCACCAUUUUAUAACGGGAAAACUAUAUACGGCGGAGCGUCGGCAUAUGGCCGCAGUUUGGGUAGAAGCUCGCAGGACCUGAAAACGUCCCUAAGAAAUUCCAUUCAUAUUAAACCCGUUAAUAAGACAGAGAAUGGGAAUUUAGUGCUGGGGAAGACGGCGCGGAGAAUAUUAGACACCAUAGAACAAUACGGUUCGCCUGUUAACGACGCCAAGAAAAUUCCCAUUGUCUCGAGAAAGUUACGACAGGACGGUUUAUUGUCGAAAUACACCGGAGCGAAUCCCUAUACCCUCCGGGAAACCAGGGGCCCACCUAAUAAGGAACUUCAAGUACCGACGGUCCCGGAACUGUUAAAGAUGAAAACUCGUUUACAGGAAAGCACGGAGUCCGUUAGACAGUUAGCGACUUCGUCAAAAUCCAAUUUAAACACCGAGUACUACAAAAUAUCAACUAAAGAAGACGAGAAAGAGAAACACACGGGCAAAAUAAAAACUAAAGUCACCUCGGUGAGAUCAAAGUACGGGAGCAACGAAGCCGUUGGCGAAGUAAAUCUCGCACCUGUGUCUCUCCCGAUAACGACCCUCCCGAAAUUCGAUUUCGUAAUCCCACCUCCCCGUCCCACCAAAACCGUUCUGGAUAACCCGACACAAACCCACACUUCCAAACCGCCUAACACUCGAACUUCCCCGAGAAUUACACAGACUGAGACGAGCGUACAAAUAGAGAAACGAACCACCACAUCCACCAUCAUGGAAUACAAGUUUUCCGAGCCGCUUGUCAUAGCCGAGAACGGGAAAUCUAUCGUGGCGAUAAACAACUUUAAGUUUAGCGAACCCCCCGCCUGCACCAAAAAAUCCGCAAUGUUGAACUUCAAGAUGCCCGAGAACAAACCACCGUCACUAAUUGGCAAGAAAAUAAGCGAAAGCCCGGUCAAAACGGCAAAAGCAUUGAAGUCGGGCAGCAUAACGGAUAUUUUAGGAACGGUGCACUCAAUUUUGGAUAAGUUCAAGCCGGCCCAGGGCACGUGGGAGUGCCCGGUGUGCAUGAUCAGGAACAAGCCGGACAAAACGAGAUGUGCCGCCUGCGAAAUGCCAAGAACGGCACCCGUGAAACCCGCUGAAACUAAAAGCACCUUCGGCUCCCAGUUCAAGUUGUCCCCCGACAAAUGGGAGUGCGGCUCGUGCAUGGUGCACAAUAACGACGCAGACAGUAAAUGCGUCAGUUGUACCGCACCUAAACCGAGCUCGGCGACGGAUAAACACGUUCCGUCUGGGUUCGGCGAUAAAUUCAAGCCGUCUGGUGAUACUUGGGAGUGCGACACCUGCAUGAUCCGUAACAAAAGCGACCUGAGUAAAUGCGCUGCUUGCGAAACGCCGAACCCCAAAGCCGGAUCGCAGAAGACGGGUCCGAGCGGCGGCAUUACAGGGUUUGGCAGUGCGUUUAAAUCGAAGAACGACGAGUGGGAGUGCGGUACCUGCAUGGUACGGAACAAGGAAUCCAACACGAAAUGCCAGUGUUGCGAAACUCCCAAUCCUAAGAGCGCCCCAUCGAACAGCCCCGCUUUGGGGUUGCUGAAAGACAAGAAGCCCAUGUCUUCGUUCAAUUUUGGCAUCGACAAAGCCGCAGCGACUAGCUUCAGUUUCGGUAUUCCGACAACCGUCGCGGUUUCUAAGACGGACGCACAUGUGGGGUCUGUCUUUGGGAAUAACUCCAAACCGGCUGCGACCACCCCGGCUAUUUUUUCGUUUGGUAUUCCUCCGCCCGCUCAGGAAAAACCAAAAACCCCUGUGUCUUCGGCUCCUAAACCGUCCGUGGAGCCUCCCAAACCUAAUGCGACAGCUCCAGUAUUACCCACCGCUAGUAAUCCUUUGAAACCCGAAGAAAAACUACCGGCGAAGACGGAAAGCGCCCCUAGCGAAUUUAAAUUGACUCCCGUCGUGAAUAAGGAACCGAAUAUCUUAAAACCGGAAGCACCCGACAGUAAUAAACCUGCUUUUAAUCCGAAGCUCCCAACGGCCAACGGGGAAAUCAACAGCAAUCCGUUUGGUAAUAAAACGGACACGACGGCUGCACCGCCGGUAACCAGCUCGGGGGUUUUUGCUUUUGGAACAAAGCCGGCGGUGGUCGCUGCUCCCAUAGUACCAACCACGCAGCCUAGUCAAUCGGAACCGGCAAAGCUCUUGUUUAAAUUCGGGUCCGCUACGGAAAACCCCCCGUCUUUCCCCUCGGCAAAGCCAGCGGCGACCUCUCUAAACAACGGAUUUGGAAGUACAAACACCGCUUCCUUCGGCGUGUCCAACAAACCAAUGACGAAUUCCACGGAAGUGAAGCCUUUUGCUUUUACCAGCGGUUCAACGGCCAAGGAUGCCUCCGAACCGGCCAGUAAGGUUCCCAUGUUCUCGUUCAGGCAGUCUGCCAGUACCGCGACGACUCCUAAAUCGUCGGGAUUCAACUUCGGUCCCACCACUACCCCUUCCUUCAACUUCACCGCCGGCAAGACGGAAAGUCCCGCUUUCAACGCUACUCCGGCCGCUAAUAUGUUUGGGGGAGCGACCAACGCGGCCCCCCAGAACGGGACGUUCAAUUUUGGAAGUAUGGCUUCGAGCAACAACAACCAGAAGGCCGGUUUCAGUUUCGGCGCUGCCGUUAACAAUGCGGGCGGCUCGGGUUCUCAGUCGGGGUUCGGUUUUGGAGCACCCGCCUCUACGUUUGCAUCGACGUCGGGAGGGUUUAACUUCACGGGGGUGGCGCCCGCUUUCAACGCGUCUGCCAAGCCCUCGUUUAACUUUACGGAUGGGAGUGUGACGACUUUUUCGGCCCAGCCGUCGACGGACGGCGGCGUCGCGGCGCCCAGGAAGAUAAAGAAGGCCGUCCGGAGGACGCAGCGAUAGUUCGAGGGACCUGUAAAUAAUUCAUGAAUGUUUGUCCAGUGUAGUACCGUGUGGCAUAAUGUAAGAGGUGUGUGUUUGCGCUACAUUUAUUCACUCAUAUAAUAUUAUAAAUAUAAAACAACUAAUAUUAAUAAAGUGCGGAUGUUGGUAUUAAGAGACGACAGAAGUGGAUUUGUUUUCAGACCUAUAAAUGUUAGCUAGGUACUAAAAUAUCAACGGGCCAUCUGUGAAGAUUCAACGGUCGGGCAUUCCCCCGCAAUGUUGUUAACGCGACGUUUGUUAUCCAAAAAAAUGAAGUACGCACGUCGUAACGGGAAUGCCUUGGACGGGAUAAUGUUCACGGAGGCGCCCCGGAGGGGUGUAACUCGCGUUACGAACACCUCAAGUGUUACUCCUACAUUGUAUACCGUAGUGUAGGGCAUUCGAAAGGUCUGAUCCAUAGAAUGUAGAAUUUUAACUAUGACGUUUGGUGGGACGUUUUCAUCGGUUGUGCGAUGGAGACCCGGGAAAACUUUUGAUGAAUGGUUAUUUAACAUAUAAUAUUUAUAUGACUCGCCGUUACUGGCCCUUUUCUGUGAUAUUCUCAUGGGUCAGGCCCCAUACAUAAUAUAUACAUUAUAUAAAUGGUUAUUAAUUGCACACAGACAAAACGCAUUGCCGGAACUUUUACCGGGGAAGACGUUAGAUUUCAUUAGAGGCGGAUUCGCAGCUGGCGAUCGGACGAGAGGUUUAUUGCGGUGCAAUAGUGAUAUAUUUUUUUAUUGCAAUCUUACCGUUUUGUCUGUGCUAAGGUUUGAAAGUAGCCUCACUCCUUAUUUUUUUUUUUUAUCGACGAUCGACCUUUUUGUAGAACGCGUUGCAGGAGAAACUUUUCCCUACGAUAUCGCUUUGGUCACCAGUUAAAUCUAUGACGGGUUAAAUUAAAAAGCGACCCACCUAUUUUCUUACGUUCUGGGAAAUAUCCCGACCCGUAAACGUCACUCAAUUCGUUCAGCUCGAAUAUUAGAAUAAAUAAAAUUUCAUUGAGACACAUAUUUGAACAUACAGUAAAGCCCAUUCACAGGAAUUUUUUUAGGAUAUACGAUUAUACAGGGUGUUCCUAAAUAUCAGGUACAUAAGGGAGGGGGUAAUUCUUUGGC